AUGGAGCCGCCGUUUGUCCAGCAGCAACUCCUGAAGCUCGGGGUCUCUGCGCUGCAGCACGGCAGAGUGGAGGACUGGCAGGUGGAGCCUUUGGUCGACAAGCUCCUGGACACCCCGGGGCUCUCAGUGAGAGACUUGCAGGUCCUCUUCCGAACAACCAGCAGCCAGCGUUGGUCCCAGGCACUUCGUUUGCUGCAGGCGCUGCGCCUGCGCGGGCGGCCCCCGAGCGCCGCGCUGGGAGACGUGACGCUGGCCUGCGAGCAGGCGGGCCAGUGGCAAGCGGCCCUGGGAUUGGUGGAGAGCAUGCGCCUGCAUCGUUUGACGUCACGCCUUGCAGAGACUGCCUCAGGGUGGCGGCUCAGAGAGGGCGCGGGCGAGAGUGGACAGAGCCUGUCGUCUAAGCUGCCUGACCGGAACCAACGGGAGGCUUUGGAACUCCGUCUUCGAUCAGGGCGCCGAGCAGAGGUAUCGCUCGCUGCAGCGGCCAUGAGACGUUUUGGCACACCGCGGCCUCGUGACUACACCCUCGUUAUGACAGCCUACGGUCGUGUCGACAUGUGGGAGGAAGCAGUGGCACUGCUAGAUGAGAUGCGCUCAUGUGCAUACGACCCUGGCGUCAUCAACUUUAAUUGUGCACUGGCGGCAUGUGAACGUGCCGGUGCCUGGCAAGCGGCAAUGACAAUCUUGGAUGGUAUGAAAGGCUCACAGAUUUGCCCGGAUCAGUUGAGUUUUAUGGCUGUGCUCGGGGCAGUGUCUCAGCAGAGCUUUUGGCAGCAUGGGUUGCAGCUGCUCACCGACAUGGAAUCCUCGAGCGAGGCUCCAGAUGCCAUGGCCUAUUCAGCUGCUAUGGGUGCAUGUGGGAGGUCCAAGCGGUGGUGGGUUGCAGUUGCAUUGCUUGGCAAAGUGAAGUCAAGUGAAUUAAUCCCGGAUGAGGUUAUGUACAAUACAGUGAUCAGCGCAUGUGAGCAAUCACGCAGAUGGCAGCAGGCACUUGCACUCUUGCGCGAGGUUGCCCCGUCAAAGAGCGCGCACGAGGCGAGCCAACCACAACCCGAAGUCGACUUUUUAGGCAUGACUGCCCAGGACUGGGCACCGCUGGAAGAGGAACUGCAGCUCAAGGUGGCAGAGGAGGAACAGGAGGAUGAAGGGGUGGAGGAGGCGUGGCAAGCAUUUCGCAAGACUUAUCAACUUGCGGAUUUGCCCAAGCAGGAGAAAAGAGACGGUUGGGAUGCUGCUGAGCAAGUGCUGCGAGGAUUUGAAGGCAUUGACCAGCAGAUACUGAACGUCUACAUCUUUAGCUCCACGAUAAGCGCAUGCGCCAAAGGCCAACAAGUGGAUCUGGCCCUGGAGCUUUUGGAUGAAAUGGUCUACUACAAGCUUCGCGUGAGUGCCAUCCCCUUGUCCGCCAUUGCAAGCGGCUGCGCGGAUGUUGGACGCUGGCAACUGGCACUGCAGCUGUUAGGUCGGUCUCUGCCGGAUGUGCCACUUUUCAACUCAGUGAUGUGGGCGGUUGGCAAAGCGCAUCGCUGGCAGCAGGCGUUGCUCGGUGCGGCAGCGGCCGCCUGUACUGAUGGGAGCUGUGAGAAGGGCAAGCCAGGCGUUUUGCUGAUGCAGACGAAGCCUGGAAACCUGCAGAAGGCUUCUUCCGCGGGCCGCCAGGUUGAUCUGACAACCGUGAUUGAUGAGAUCCAGUCCUUGAAGCAGGAGAUGACAAGCAUGAUGACUUCCGUGGAGUCCAAGGCCAGCUGCUGCUGCAACCGAACAGGAAGCUCUGGCUCUGGCACCAAGGUAUUCGAACCCGGACUCUGCGCAAUUUUUGGCGACCCGCACUUCAUCACCUUUGACGGAGCGCAGACGACGGUAGUGGGCGACAUGGUGCAGUGGCUGGUGAAGAGUGACAGUGUCUACAUGCAAGCCCUCGCCAGAGGAAGCGAGGGAAGGAUGGAGGGCUUCGCGGUGGGCGGGCCCUUCCUCUAUGGCCACACCUUGGUGAUUUCCAAGGAGCCCAAUGGCGAGGCCAUCAGCGUUGCCUAUGAUGGCAAGGACAUCCUGCAGGGCGCGGUGGACGAGUUCCAUGUGCCCAACGUUCUGCACGCAUUCCGAAGACAAACCUGGGACUCAAGUGUCUUCGAUGAGCGGAUCCUCAGCCUGCGGACGAACAUGAGGUUUGCUGUGGGCGAGUUUGAUGGGCGCUUCCAGGGCGAGUUGCCUCCCAGCGGCCUCAUGCUGUUCAGGCUGCCGAAGGGCAUUGAUGUGACCAUCUCUGGAGUGGACUACAUGUCUGUGGUGGUCUCUAUGGCUCAGGAGGUCACCGGGCAGAGUGGCUACUGCGGGAACUUCAACGGGGAUCCGGACGAUGACGCGGAGCCCGUGGUGCCAUCCUGGGACCGACCCAUUGGCGACAACUUGGAGCCAGUGCCGGAGGCUGCUUGGCUAUUUCCCAGCGAGACAGUUUUGCUGACGCUCGGCGACGCGUUGAAGGUGCACAAGACUGAGGCCGAGGAGCAGGCCGCGCGACUGAAACGCAUCGAGGAAUGCCCCGGGGUCUUGCUGACCAAGGCGGAGGCAGCCUGCAAUCACCUCACGGCAGCUUACCACAAGUUUUGCGUCUUCGACGUUUGCCUCACAAAAGACAUGGCUGCUGCUAAGUCUUCGGGUGCCGCAGCUGUGAUCCAGCACAAGGUGAAUGCCAGGGGUGUGCCGAUGUUCAUGGGCCACGGCCGCUGUUUGGACAAAGACGGCAAUACCUUCACCGGCCAUCUCACCAAAUUGCGCUCCGACACAGCCUGCCAACAGCUUCUUCGCACCCUGGCCUUGACGGAUGGGGUCAUGGGCGCCCAGCUGAAGCGCGGCGGCGUUUGCGAGGCGGCGGGCCGCAGCCAAGAGAGACGCCAUUUGGGCAUGCCUUUGAUCAACCCACCAGGAUAG
Effrenium voratum is the source of this 2928-nucleotide messenger RNA. The record is from the annotation of a GenBank genome assembly. NCBI's taxonomy places the organism in Eukaryota, Dinophyceae, Suessiales, Symbiodiniaceae.